This is a messenger RNA of Dicentrarchus labrax (European seabass), 1245 nucleotides long. RefSeq names its product MNAT1 component of CDK activating kinase (gene mnat1). The transcript is spliced from 8 exons. NCBI's taxonomy places the organism in Eukaryota, Metazoa, Chordata, Actinopteri, Moronidae. Gene Ontology annotation, cellular component: transcription factor TFIIH holo complex. The coding region runs from base 115 to 1050 and encodes 311 amino acids. Gene Ontology annotation, molecular function: cyclin-dependent protein serine/threonine kinase activator activity. The record is from RefSeq and is a predicted model, not a curated record. Gene Ontology annotation, biological process: regulation of transcription by RNA polymerase II; positive regulation of cyclin-dependent protein serine/threonine kinase activity; nucleotide-excision repair.
ACCGCAUUCUGUGUAACGCAGCGGUUCGCCGCCUGAAAAAGUGACAGAAGAGCAGCUAGUUGUUGACAUUUCUUUUUCCUUAAGCUUUUUUCACUUUGUGUUGCACCGACAGAAAUGGACGACCAGGGGUGUCCGAGAUGCAAAACAACCAAAUACAGGAAUCCGUCGCUGAAGCUGAUGGUGAACGUCUGCGGUCACACGCUAUGUGAAAACUGUGUGGACAUGCUGUUUGUGCGUGGCUCGGGUAACUGCGUGCAGUGCGACACACCUCUGAGGAAGAGCAACUUCCGUGUGCAGCUCUUCGAAGACCCGACCGUAGAUAAGGAGGUGGAGAUUCGUAAGAAGGUGCUGAAGAUAUACAACAAGAGAGAUGUUGACUUCUCCAGCCUAAGAGAAUAUAACGACUACCUGGAGCAAUUGGAAGACAUAGUGUAUAACCUGACAAACAACAUUGAUGUGGAGAACACCAAGCUGAGGAUGGAACAAUACCAGAGGGAGAACAGAGAUAUCAUCCAGAGGAAUAAGGCUAAACUUACGCGAGAGCAGGAGGAGCUAGAGGAGCUGCUGUUGCUGGAGCAGCAGGGCAAUGAGCAGCGGAGACUGGAUGUGCUGCAGGAGGAGCAGAGGCAGCUACAGGCCAAGAGGAAGAACAAACAGGCUCUCCUGGAUGAACUGGAGAAGUCCCAACUUCCUGCCACCAUCUUGCUUGCCCAACACAAGGUCCGUGCUGCCCAGCUGGAGACCCAGAUAGAGCAGCAGAAACAGGCAGUCAAACCUACAAAUCUGUUUUCGACUGGAAUCCAUAUGCGUCAGACGGUGUCUCUCCAGCCUGUGCCCAAGAUAGAGGAAGUUCUGUACCACUACAAGCCCCUUCAUGUUGAAAUCGAUGGACCCCCAGUGCCGGAGCUGGAGCAGCUGGGCAGACUUGGGUAUCUGAACCACGUGCGGGCUGCCAUGCCUCAGGACACAGCUGGAGGAUACACCUCAGCUUUGGCAUGUCAUCGAGCUAUUCAGGAUGCUUUCGGUGGGCUGUUUCCUCAGAAAGGCUGAACACAUCCACAGCUCAAACAGCACAACGGCCACUGGUUAGAAAUGUGAUAAAAGGACUAUUAAAAACCGCACAGCUGCAACCAUGGAGAGGGCAAAAGCUGCUGUGGUGGAGAGCGCUCUGACAGAUUUUUGGUCAGGUCUUUUUAUAUUUUGUGUUAUUUUUAUAUUUAAAUAAAUCACAAUGAACACAGAGAA